This is a messenger RNA of Parnassius apollo (apollo), 1698 nucleotides long. Lineage: Eukaryota; Metazoa; Arthropoda; Insecta; Lepidoptera; Papilionidae. The record is from the annotation of a GenBank genome assembly.
AUGGCGCGCACUAAAGUUAAUAAAAGAAAGAAAGGUAACCACACUGCUGAUAACAUGCUUCAGGCUAUCAGACAUUAUAGGCAAGGACGGAGUAUCAGAAAAGCAGCUAAAGAGUAUAAUGUAUGCUAUCCAACACUGCAACGUUACAUUAAAAAAAAUGUAAAUGUUAGUACUUCGGAUUUACACAAGCAGCGAUUGACACCCAAUUAUGAUGUCAACAAAAUAUUUACUAAUGAACAAGAAAAAUCACUGACAGAAUAUAUCAAAGAAUGUGCGUUAAAAUUUUAUGGGUUAUCCACUAAAGACGUUCGAAGCCUUGCUUAUCAAAUGGCAACUAUUAAUAAUAUUAAAACUCCUGAUAGUUGGAAUCGUGAAAAAAUGGCAGGCCUUGAAUGGCUUCGGUCAUAUAGAUCAAGGAAUCUGGAUUUAUCCUUGAAAAAACCAGAAUCCUGCAGCCUUGCUCGUGCCACCGCUUUUAACAAAGACACAGUUAAGAUGUUUUUUGAUAACUUAAAGAACGUUAUGGAACGCCACCCAUCUUUUGGAAAUGGCUGUAGAAUCUACAAUUUGGAUGAAACUGCUACUACAACCGUUCAGAAGCCGCUAAAAGUUAUAGCACCUAAAGGGCGCCAGAAUAUUUGUAAAAUAACUAGUGGAGAGAAGGGUACAUUAGUGACAACAUGUGCUAUUGUCUGUGCGUCUGGGCAAGCCUUACCUCCGGCGUUAGUUUUUCCAAGGAAGAACUUAAAGGAUUAUAUGAUGACUGGCGCCCCCAUUGGAUCCCUCGGACUUGCUAAUCCAAGUGGGUGGAUGAACGCAGAGUUGUUUAUUGAAGUAAUGAAGCAUUUUAUAAAACAUACCUCUGCAAGUUCAGAAAAUCCAGCUUUAUUGAUCAUGGACAAUCACGAAUCCCAUUUAAGUAUUGAAGCUUUGGACAUGGCGAAACGUUCUGGAGUGACAAUCCUUACAUUACACCCCCACACAACAAGUAAAAUGCAACCUCUUAACGUGGGCUUAAUUGGUCCCUUCAAAGCCUAUUAUAAUAGUGCCGUAGAUUCAUGGUUAAUGAGAAAUCCCGGAAAACAGAUGACUAUAUACAAUAUAGCCGAGUGCGUAGGAUACGCAUAUGCAAAAUCAAUGACGCCAGUUAAUAUAACCUCUGCUUUUAAAAAAUGUGGUAUUUUCCCGUUCGACGCAGACGUUUUUAGCGAAAUUGACUUCAUGCCAUCUGCUGUUACUGAUAGAGACCAACCGGAAACGUCAUCUGCGAAAUUAAUGGCUGCACCUUCUGAACAAUUAAACGACAGAAAGAAUCUUGUUAGUCCAUCAUCAGAUAUUACCUGUGCUCAUAAUCCAAUACUGUUUGAGGAAAACCCUUCUGAAGAUGUUGGAGGUAAUAAUACUGGAAUCCGGAGUGCUGAAAGUCCAUCUUUAUUGGAAUCUACUACUCCUGAACACAUUAUGGCUCUUUUUGAAGCACAAAAUUCUCAAAGUCCAUCUUCAAUUAUGCACGAAGUUCUGAAAGAUACAGGCGACCGGACAUUUAAAUCACCUAAAGAAUUUAUGCUGCCCUUAAAAAGUGGACCACGAGCUGGACGUCGUAAGCCGAGAAAACUAGGAAAAAGCAUGAUUGCUACGGAUACGCCAGAAAAGAAUCAGAUAGCUGAAGAACGAAAAAAAACCACCACCACCACCUAA